GCUAGCGAUGCCCGCUAGCACGUAUGCGGCGCGCCGGUGUUGGCAAACAAAUGACAACUGAGAUAAAUGGAUGAUAUCAGUCUCCUAAAAUCUUCCCACUCUCUUGACUUCACCACCAUUGUCUCAUCGAAGCCAUCAUGUCCGCCCACACUCUCCCUGAUCUCCCAUACGCCUAUGAUGCUCUCGAGCCUUUCAUCUCGAGGCAGAUCAUGGAGCUUCACCACAAGAAGCACCAUCAAACCUAUGUGAACGCUCUCAAUGCUGCCGAGGCUAGCUACGCAAAAAGCUCCACCCCCAGGGAGCGCAUCGCCCUCCAGGCAGCACUCAAGUUCAACGGUGGUGGUCAUAUCAACCAUUCUCUCUUCUGGAAGAACCUGGCGCCUGCCUCCAGUGAGGGCAAGGGUAACGGUGGUUCCCUGAAGGCUGGUCCUCUUAAGGAGGCCAUCGAGCAGACCUUCGGGUCGCUCGAUGCGCUCAAGAAGGAGUUCAAUGCCACCACCGCUGGUAUUCAAGGUUCCGGAUGGGGCUGGCUCGGUUUGAACCCCUCCACAAGGCGCCUCGAGAUCACCACGACUGCAAACCAGGACCCGCUUCUGACUCACGUCCCUAUCAUCGGGGUUGACAUCUGGGAGCAUGCUUUCUACCUCCAGUAUCUCAACGUUAAGGUUGAUUACCUGAAUGCCAUUUGGAGCGUCAUCAACUUUGAGGAGGCUGAAAAGAGGUACACAGAGGGUCUUUCUUCUAGCAAGCUGUAAGCUCUCGAGGACGGCAACAGAAUAAAAUGACAGAGAAAUGAAUUCGCGUUAUGUUGUAUUAUCGAUGCGUCGCUUGUCGCAAUGAAUUUUAUCUAUUAUUCAUUCCGAUCAGUUUGGUUUCAUGUUGAAAAACGUUUGCUUGUUCAAUCUAUUUUCCCUUGAAGAAGUCGUUUAUAUUUACCACAGUAUGCGCAUACAAACCUCAUGAUUUAUAUGUCAGCAAGGCUAAUUAGACAUGCAACAGCCCAAUCUAUGUGCACAGGUUUGUUGCUUGUCUGA
This is a messenger RNA of Suillus subaureus, 1034 nucleotides long. RefSeq names its product Manganese/iron superoxide dismutase. Lineage: Eukaryota; Fungi; Basidiomycota; Agaricomycetes; Boletales; Suillaceae. Gene Ontology annotation, biological process: superoxide metabolic process. The coding region runs from base 138 to 755 and encodes 205 amino acids. The record is from RefSeq and is a predicted model, not a curated record. The transcript is spliced from 4 exons. Gene Ontology annotation, cellular component: mitochondrion. Gene Ontology annotation, molecular function: metal ion binding; superoxide dismutase activity.